UUACACCGGACUGGUACAUACACACUAUAGUUUAAAUUUGUAGGGGAAAGGCGUUGUUGGAACCAAGCACGCGGGCAAUAGGGGUUGUGUCGUUCUACCAACUAUAUCAUCACGGAUGUGUGCACGUUUCCUCUGUAGCCAGCGUUCAGAGCCAUGCAUAAUCUAGGCCUUUGGUUUGGGCGUUCGGAUUUGGGUAAUCUUGCUCGCUGUAUUGUGGGCGUGGAUCCGGGGACCCAUUAUCUUUGGUGGACGCCAAACCCUCUUGGGGGCGGGGUUGGCGAGAAGUGGUCGGGUGGGGUGGGGUAUAUGGCACAACGGAACUAACAGCAGUGCGAUUCCAUGAUAGAUUUUCCUUGUAUUUCCACACACGCAUGCACAUCGUGGAAUCUUUCUGAGAAUGGACAGUUUGGUUUGACUUCUGGUCGCCAACUACAUGACAGACAGCCAGGCCAGCAGUAUCUCCGGCGUUUGAGUCUGACCGCGUGUUUCGAGCAUGAUUAUACUGUUUUCCCGGUGCUGUAGUAGUUAUGGGUGGUCUGUCCGUGUGUGUGGCGUGGAGCAUACAGAUAUCAUCGGUUUCGAUCCCCACACACAUCGUCUUUGUAGGUUGUAGAGGACAAAGAUAGAAUCACACAAUUUUUCUAUUUUCUAUCUUGAUUGGUGAUCCUUUCAUUCUACUACGAAGUAUUGUUUUAUGUUGAUCGGCUUCGCGUGCCGAGCGGGGGAGUAAUGACUCCAUUCGUUGAGCGCAAAUUUUCCCUGUUUCCUUUUUUGUGGAUGUGUCACUGGUGGCUGGUUGGAUCAUCCUGUUUUGUUUCGGUUUAUCCGGGUCCCAAAUCGCGUUUGUUUGCGAUUAUUUUUGAUGGUGGGGAUCUUUUUUCUUGUUGUUUUGUGCUCAACAUCGCGGGUUUUGUGAUGAUUUGGUUGUUUGGGUCAUUUUUUGUUUUUUCUUUGUUUUGUACGCUAUGGAAGUGUGCACCUUUUGCGAGGGUAAUUGGUCUGUGACCACCGAAGUAAGGCGUCCGCGUCAGUCAGUUGGACGGUACUGAACAGAUCCAGACCGGAAUAACAGUAUUAACGACCACAAAUCUAUUCAUGUGGUUUGGAGGUCCACAAGCAUGCAUGCGUGUUUGACGUUGCGAGACUGGCGAGGUCAAGCAGGGAGAAUUUCACAACGAACGACGUCAGCUUAGGGGAAUGAGAAGCUC
Molecule: messenger RNA, 1208 nt
Organism: Ectocarpus sp. CCAP 1310/34
Lineage: Eukaryota; Phaeophyceae; Ectocarpales; Ectocarpaceae
Source: the annotation of a GenBank genome assembly